Molecule: messenger RNA, 2745 nt
Organism: Gigantopelta aegis
Lineage: Eukaryota; Metazoa; Mollusca; Gastropoda; Neomphalida; Peltospiridae
Exons: 20
Coding region: 1-2745 (914 amino acids)
Biological process (GO): proteolysis
Molecular function (GO): metalloendopeptidase activity; zinc ion binding
Source: RefSeq, a predicted model, not a curated record
AUGCAGGGGGUGCGCAAGAUUAUCCCGGACGACCAAGAUUCUGGAAAGGUGAACGACCAAAGUGACGUGAUACAGACCGGCAAGGGUGGAAGCAUGACGCUAACUAAUACUAUCACGGACACCAGCAGCCAGGAUGAGCAAGAAGGUGCAGGUAGCCAACUGAAGAAGGAGUUGAAGGAACUCCAGAAAAAGAUCAGCGGCGACGGCCAGGCAAACUCUCAGAGUACUGACGAAUCUGGCAAACGCAGCGAACUAGGACACGAGAUGCCUGUACUUGAGGAUGAUCCGGGGUCUGGUUCUACUGACGUAGGAGCCACGGAUCCCGCGGGAGAAAGAGCUUUAGAGGCUGGAUCUGGUGAGACAGAAUCCAUGCAUCGUGUAGGAGAAAGAAUGAUAGAAGAGGGAUCUGGUGAGGCAGAAUCUAUGAAUCGCGUAAGAGAAAGAAUGAUAGAAGAGGGGUCUGGUGAAGCAGAAUCUAUGAAUCGUGUAAGAGAAAGAAUGAUAGAAGAAGGAUCUGGUGAGGCAGAAUCUAUAGGUCGUAUGGGAGAAGGGAUGCUAGAGGCUGGAUCUGGUGAGGCAGAAAGCAUGCCACUAGAAGCAGGAUCCGGGGAGUCUAGCAACCUCGCUGGAGGAGAAGCUGAAAACAUCCAGUCACGACGUGCGACGAGAAACAUCCGUAAGAAACGGCUCGCCAUUAUGGGCCACAGGUGGCCGAAAGCCAUUGUUCCCUAUUCCUUUGCCGACUCCAUGACCGACACCACCAAAGCUGAUGUUCUAUCCGUGAUGGCGUUCUACGAGAAAAACACGUGCGUCAAGUACGUGCCCAACGGGGAUCGUGCAAAAUACAACCUCGACCACUGGGGCUACCUCUACUACCAACGAUUGAGCAGCUGUUGGUCAGUGAUCGGUAACUCAAACAAAAAGCAAACCAUUUCCUGUUGUGGCCGAACUCCGUGUAUUCACGAAAACGCCCACGCCCUCGGACUGUUUCAUGAGCAGCAGAACAACGAACGAGAAGGUUUCAUCAGAAUCGAGUGGCAAAACAUACAGCCUUCGCACAUGUACAACUUCAUGCAGAUGAGCAGCAACGUGGUGACCUUCCCCUACGACUUCUCCUCCAUGAUGCACUACAGCGUCACUAGUUUUUCCAAGAAUAAGAAGCCGACGAUAACGAGACUCAUUGAAUCUCCCGAGUUCAUCGUGGGCGGCAAAUAUUUUUACAUGCUGCAACAGAUUUCUGAAAUCUCAUCGUGUAGAACGGUUGGAAAGUGUGAGGACAUUCCAUGUGAAAAUGACGGGUACGUGACUGUGAAACGUGGCAAAUGCGCAUGCGUGUGCCCUGAUGGUUUAGAACCCUCUACCGGCUGCACCACUCCCAAAAUGACUGAACACAUCCCCGAAUGGCCCCCAGGAACGUUCGCCCUGCUCAAGACGUCGGCGUCGUGUCCGCCCGACUUCAAGGAGGGGUCAGUGAAAAUGGAGGGUGACGGCACGAACAAGGUCUCCCCCGGCCUGCACCUGGCGGGCGAUUUCACGGCGAAGACCCAAGAGUAUCAGUUCUGUGUUCAGGACCAGAGCUCGCAGUCUGAGUUCAAGUGGGAGGCCGGCAACUACUGCAUCAACAAAGUGGGAGACUCCUGCCCUGAAGGAUUCACUAGCGGAGAAAUCACAGUUAGUGGUAUGAAGGGCGGGGCUAACAGUCACUCGGGGACCGUGCCUGGCGGGAUGUUUGGAGACGACACGACGUUCAACUACUGCUGCCGCCAGGAUGGGAUAACCUACGACCCAAUCCUCCUCCCGACCGAGCAUUCGUUCGCCAUGUACCCGGCUUUUGAAGGGUGUCAAGAAGUAGAAGGGAUGUACAGCCACGCUGAAUACUACUUGUUCGACGCCACCGCAGUGAAGAAAAGCGGCAUGGUUCCCGGACACAAGAUAGAAUCCAAUAACAAGCUUACCAUGAGAAUCUGCUACUACAUGCCGAUUAAAUACGACUGUGGCGGUGUUGUGGAUCUGACCUCUAGCUCCCCCACCCACUCCUUCACGUCUCCCGGGUACGGGGAUGUCUACCCCAACGGCGUGCAGUGUACCUGGUUAUUCAAGGGCCCCAAAGAGUCUAAGAUGGUGCUGGAUUUUGAGGAGUUUGAUGUUGACAAGGGAGCAGGUGGUUGUUCAGAUUACGUCGAGAUCCGGAACAUGCGCGUGGGGCACCCUGGUCUCAAAUACUGUGGUAAAUAUUUUGGUCGGAGCAUACUGGGUACCUGGAACACUGUUGCUGUCGUGUUCAGAACGGACGAUCAAGGUCAAGCGAAGGGCUUCAAGGCCACUGUCAAGAUGAUCCCAUGGAAGGACUUGUCGUACAACAUUGCUGACAAAGGUGCAUCUUACAACGGGAAGAUCAACUACACCAUCAGCAGCGAGAAGUGCCAGAACUGGAGAGACAUGGCCAUGUGUAGACACAGCUCCAUAGCGCCUCAAGAUCUCGGCGAUCGUUUGGUCGACAACUACUGCCGCAACCCCGGCCACGGCUUCCAGCCCUGGUGCUACGUCCAGAAAACAGACUGUAAACGCAACUACUGCGACGUGUCCGGUAUAGGACGAAUAUUUGACUCUAAUGAUGACUGUGCGAAACAGCUGAAAGCGAACCCGGACUUGUGUUCGGACAACGUCCUGGUCAUGGGUUGUAUGCGGACUUGUCAGAAUAGUCUCAAUCUGGAUACGCCAACAAAAAGUAUUAGUUUUAUUUAA